GCGUGUGGUCAGUGGGGUGGGCAGGGGGGUCCUUUCUGUAUCAGAGUAAGUUACUGUGGGGUAUCCGGAUGGUUUGUUCAAAGAUACAGUCUAUAUUUGUGCUGCAGCCGCUGUGCUGGGUAAGGGCAAUGUUUAGAUGGGUGAGGUGGCUGUCACACGCAUGGGAACAGUUUAUUUUCAAGUGGUGUUAGAGCCAUGGCUCUCAACAUUUUUGGACUCAAGCCCCCCGCCACUGGGGCACUCAAGCCCCCCUCCCUGGACUUCUGUCAAUUCAGUGGCACCUAAUUUCAGAAGAGCCAUCUCAUCAUCUCCUUGCACAGGAGCGAUGCAGUGGUGAGGGAUUGGCCAGACAGGGACAAACCUGAGCUUAUCUGCUUAUUUCCUCACACCUCACUUCCCUCCUCUCAAAUCAAGGUGCCCUUUCAAGGAUCUGAUGGCACCCCAGGGUGCUGUAGCACCUGAAUAAGAAUCAUUGGGUUAAAGUGAAGUUGUAGCUGGAAUUAAUUCCUGGACCAACAUGGCGACAAAAUCACUCUAACAUACCAUGACAGGAAAGAUAGCCUUUAUUUUCUUCACUGGGACUCAGUUUGGCUGGAGGUCUCUCUUAUUUGGACUAGACAUAAGAAAAGAGUUCUUUAUGGUCAAAGUGUCCAAGGUCUGGGACAGACUCCCCCUGAGGUGGUGCAAGCACCCACUCUGGACUCUUUAAAAAAACAGGUGAAUAUACUUCUUGCUGGGGUCACUUGAUCCCAGCUGACUUCCCGUCUAGGGUGCAGGGGGGUGGACCGCAUGAUCUCAUGAGGUCCUUUCCAGCCCUUAAUGCCUAUGAAAUCUGUGGUGUCACUGUGGAGUCACCGGUCCGUUCUGAGAUUGCUGCCGUCCUGCCAGGGAACAGCGCAGCGCCCGGGGCACGGGGACGUGGCUGCAGGGCAGAUCUUUCCCACACCCUGCGAUCCUGAGAUGCUGGAGACCCAGAGCCUGACCCCACUUGGCACGUGCUUCACAGCCUUUCCCCUGGAUCAGGGCCCCGGGCUUCGGGCCUCUGCCUCACUCUUCUUGUGGAGAGACUGGACAUGUUAUGGAGCUCUGCUUGUGGCCUUGGGGCUGCCAGCUGGUGGUCUCAGAGUGAGAUUUCCUCUUGCCCUGCUGCUUGCCUUCACCCCAGGGAAUUGACUGCAGAUGAGAUAUGUUUAGCAGAAGCUGCCUGGGGUCAGGUCUCCCCCACCGACUUCCCCUGAAGGCCAUGGGGAAGCCCAGGGGCUCUUCUACCUUAGUGCUGACCCAGGGCCCAGCAUGGGGCUUCCCACCUAGCCCUUCACAGAGAAACAGCCCCAGGUCCUGGCACCAGUGAGGGGCAUCACAUCUCCCCCAGAGGUGCAUUCAGUGUCCAGGCUCUAGGAGGGCCCCAGAGGCUGACUGUUCACACCCCAACCAGUGCCAGACUUCAUGGCCUCUGACACCACAGGACACCAUCUCCAAGCUGCAAUUUGGAAGGGGCUCCUGCCACAUACCAGUGUUGCACCUGGCAGCCCCAUACACCACCUCUGCCCAGAGUGCAAGAAUGGCUAGUUCCACCUCGCCAAGUCAGGCUUGUCAUCCCUGCAGUUUGGCACAUUACCUAUAGAUGAUCGGACAGUGUUUCCAUUGCAAGAGCCCAAGCCACAGAACAGGUUGCAGGAAGACAGACUUGGAAAAAGCUGUUAGCCUGCACCAAGCUGCAGUGAUCCAUCAGGAUAGACCAGAAAAGCUGGGAGUGUAACAGGAUGCAGCUGUACUGGAUAGACUGAGGAGCAGGAGAAGCAGCUGGGAGACAGGGAGAAAACCAGAUAAGAACAAGGAGAAAAACAGGCAGAAGAGACUCCACACAUUGAAUGAAAAGAGGUGUGAAGGGACACAAACCGCACACAGUGUGGGAGCAGGCACGGACCCAGACAGUGUCCCUCAUUAGAAAAACUUUCCUACAAGGGAGAUAGAGAGGGAUCCAAUUUGCAAGACUUGGCAACUCAGAGCAGCAGAAGUUAAAAGAACCACUAUCAAGCCACGUACCCACAUGGGCUGUGGAUGUUGCUUUCACUAUACUUACAAACAACGGGGAAUCCUAACACUAGGGGCUGCUAAUUACUAAUGCUAAUAACUAAAUGCUCACACUCAUUUCUGUCUUCCCAGAAGGGCGUCUCCAGCUGCUUCAUAACAUUGUCUGCUCUCCUAUUUUCUCUGGCCUUUUCAGAGCUGUGGGGCAUCUGACAGACAGACUGCAAUUUAGACACAUAAAGGGAAGGAGUGGACACCUCCACCCAUCCCCCUUGCAGGGCAGCACUUGUCCCCUGGGUUGGUGACUGCUGAAGUUGGAUGGACUGAGGGGGACCUGAUCUAUAAACAAGUCUGAGUUUGUGGGGAUGUUCAUUAAUUAGCCUUGUCUUGCCAUCUCAAGUUGGCCUGGCCUCUGGGCUCAACCAAUUUGGGAUUUAACCCAUUCUUCAUGGUAAUUUGGCAUCUAAAUCCAAUCCUAUUCCAGCCUGCUUGAGCCCCUUUAAAACCAUGAACACGUUGAUGCUGCCCAUCUUGGCCUCUCACUAGCAGAUAAUAUAGCAUCAGGGAGGAGGAGGAACUGCCCUUCUGCAGCACUAAAGGCUUUGGGUGGAAGAGAAUCGUCCUCAGAUGUGUUGGAGACCACUGCCCUAGUGUUAAGAACCCCCCAGGUUAUGAAUAUCUUGACUGAAGGAUCAUGGAGGAACGAAGACGUUUGCAGACUGGGCGGGGCAUUUGUGAUGUGAGACGCUACCAGCGUCUCCAUCAGGACACUCAAGUGGCAAUUGAGGCAAGUAAAGCGCAGGCCAAGAAGCUGCAGCGGGAGGAAAGGGUCCUCCUGCUGCUGGUGCCGACUCCAGCAGUCCUGGGGCAGCUCCAUGAAGUGAGGAAGCAGAGGUUUCGGCUGGGCAGGGAACAGAGGCAGCAGAGCAUCCGGCUGCAGCAGCUGGAACUGAUUCUUACAAAGAGGGACCAGAGCCAGGAGCAGCACCACUGGGGCAAGCAAUUUCAGCAAAACAGUGGAAGGAGUCAGAAGGAUGCCUCCUCCAAGGCUGGGCCCUCAUCUUCUCCAAAGAAGACACGAUUCCCCCCAGUCUAAAUAAUAAACUCGAGUGUUAAAAUUCAGCCAGGCUCAGGAUAUCAUUAAGGACAAUGGCUGGGCACUGUAGGGGAGAAAGUGUGUGGUUGUCACCAAAUGAGCCGGCCAGAGGGCCCUGAACUUCAAAACAGAGGAACUUCCACAAAGAUGCUCAUGGAAAUGGAGACCUGCUGUUCUGAAAAGAGAAGUCUCUUAGUCUGACCAAAACUUAAAAAUGUCUCUCUCAAUCAGGGACCUUAGCUGUAGUACUAAGGAUGAGAAGAAGAGUAAUGCAUGGGUACAUUGGGAGUAAACUAGGAAGGCUGAGGCACAAAUGGAGCUACAUCUAGCACAGGGGUCAAAAAGACAACACAACAGCCUUCUACCAGGACGCUAGAAGAGGAGGACCAAGAAAAGUGUAGGCCUCUCCCCAUGGGAUUUGGAAGCUAAUUAAGGAAGAGCAAGAGAUGGCAUCUUCAGUUUAGCUGCCAGGAUAGAGGUCAACUCUUAGAUGAAGAGCGCAGUUGGUAGCAAGGACAGGGGUGGAGACAACUACUCUACAGUAAGGGAAGAUGUUUUUAGAGAUUUCUUACUUAGAGAUGACUUGGGCAUCGUGUUUCAGUCUGCAGGGCCAGAGGCAUUCACCUUGAGUACUCAAAGAGCUGGCUGUUAUCUCUGAGGACUCACAAGGAGCAGGGGACUUCCAAAAAUGCACAAGGAGCCAAUACAAUGACCAUCUUUUAAAAAGGAGGGGAGAAAGGGGACAAGGGAAUUCCAGGGCAGUCAGUCUAAUUUGACCUCUGGAAAACCUUGGCACAUGACAUCUAGGAAUAUACUUCUAGGCACCUGGAAGACAGCAAAGUGAUGAGGAACAGCCCAUGUGGAUUUGUCAAGAGCAACACUUGCACACACAGGCUGAUUUCCUUCUAGGACAAGGUGAAGGUCUUUAUAGGAUGGGGAGGGCAGUGGCUCUGACACGGCUCCGACCUGAGCCAGGCUGGGGCUGGGGGGCAAUCAGGUGCUAUACAGACUCCUUCCUGGAUGAGGAGCUGAUCUGAGCUGAUAGGGAGUGUCUCCCACCCCUAUACCAGUUGUUACACCUUCUCCUCUCAGAUGCAAACUUCUAAUUGUUUGUUCUCCUCACAACCAUGGGUUUCCCAUGGAGAAAGAUGGAAAUUGGAGCUGAGCAUGGCACUGUAUUCACCUCAUUAGUGUCUUGCUUAGGAUACAGUGAAACUCUUUUUUAACUAGUUGCAGUUCUUCAGAGGGGCCUGAAAACUUGAUGAACCUGAAAAUAACUCGCUGGCAUGCAUCAACCAACGCAUCUUGUGUAAAACUAAGGAAGUGAUACUCCCACUGUACUCAGCAGAGGAGUGCAUCAGGAGCUCGGUGAACAACUGUUCACUAGGGCACCCCCGGGGAAGACCAGGACCAAUGGAUACAAACUCCUGGAAGGCUGCUUCAGGCUUAUACCAGGAAUAACUCCUUCACAGUCAGGGUGUCCAGACUGUGUGGAAUAAGCUCCCUCCAGAGGUGGUGCAAUCACCUACCCUGGAGGUUUUCAAGGAGACUGGACAGUCACCUCACUGGGGUCACUUAACCCCAGUUGUCUUCCUGCCUAGAGCUGGUUGAGGGAAGGGGGGCUGGACCCAGUGAUCUGCCAAGUCCCUUCCAGCCCCUAAAAAUCUAUGAAUUUAUGAGAAACACAAUGUGAAGCCCAAGCAAAGGCAGAAGGCUUUGCACAAUCUUGGUUAAAAUCCUCCAUGGGCUUCAGCACACUUGGGGGCAAGAAACAGUUGAAGGAAAACUUGGCUCAGUUUUACCUAAAGAUUUCAGGAAACUCCUGAAACAGGGCCAAGAAUGAUGCUGUCACAAAACUGGAGACCAGAGAAAAAGUCCCUGGCUUGGGUUUCCCCUGUAAAAAGCGAGAACCGCUUGGGAUGAGAGCUCGAGGGUGGCUGGAGGGGAACGCUCUGCCCUUUGGACUGGUGGCAGACAAGUUCUUCAGGUAAACGUGAUAGCAAUCUUUUAUCAGACCAACUAAAUAGAAAAAAUGUUCUUUGCAAGCUUUUGGCCACAGACACCCUUCUUCAGGCAUAGGGAGAGUCUGCUGGUGUCUGUCUGCUCUUCUGGCAGGAACAGAAGCUUGAGCCGACAUGCAAAAGGCAGGUCUGUGAAAAUGGCUCCUUUAAACUGAUUUCACUUUCACUAAAGCCAAGGCAGAGCUCCCAGGGAAGCAAGUUGAAGUAUAACAGUGUUGUAACCAGAGGCUGCCCCUCUCCUCCUCUGCUACUUGAGUUACCAGCCACAAGCAGCUGCUCAGCCUCUAGUUGCCUUCUCUCACUGCCCUCCAAGGAACCUGCUGCGACCAACACGCACCACGGAUAUCUCUGUGUGCAUGAAAACUGGAGUCUGUUUUACAUCAGUGGGAACCAACAACUUGGAACAGCAUCUGAAAUGAG
Molecule: messenger RNA, 5568 nt
Organism: Alligator mississippiensis (American alligator)
Lineage: Eukaryota; Metazoa; Chordata; Crocodylia; Alligatoridae
Exons: 5
Coding region: 2726-3127 (133 amino acids)
Source: RefSeq, a predicted model, not a curated record